Messenger RNA from Macroventuria anomochaeta, 471 nucleotides. RefSeq lists its product as uncharacterized. The transcript has a single exon. Bases 1 to 471 code for a protein of 156 amino acids. The record is from RefSeq and is a predicted model, not a curated record. Lineage: Eukaryota; Fungi; Ascomycota; Dothideomycetes; Pleosporales; Didymellaceae.
AUGAGCGGCGCAAACGACAGUCCCGAUAAGAUUCGGCGGCAGGGCACUGUUCGGCUCGCUCGCGCGCACUGGAGCGGGUGCACAACCUCAACUGAAGAUAUGGGGGUGGUGUAUGGCUACAGUGCGUGGCAGAGCACAAGAGACGAGUGCCAGGCCUCGGGAGCUCCUGACGUAAAUAGGGAUGACGAGACAGCACCGAGCAUACCUCUAUACAGAGAAGCAGAAACGGCAAGCGCUCUGCGUCGCGCGCAAUACGAGUUCGUUUCCUCGGUCGACAAGGAGCGCGCAAGUCAACAAUGGGCCGCAAGGGCGUGGUGCAUGGCGUGCAAUGCGUCGAUAUGCAAUGGUCGCGAAAGGGACAGCUGUCUGGCAUCCCUCGAACCAGCCGUCGUCGGUUCCGCAUACCCUGGCCUCUUCCGCGACCCGCGCCUCCGCCUGCGCCACUGCGCCACGCCGCGACUUGAGAUGUGA